AUGCGGGUGGUCAUGUUCGCAAGGGCCAUGCUGGAGGAGGCGGCCAAGGUCACCAUGCCAAACACGGGCGAGCAGGUGCAGCUGCGUAUCGGUAUCCACAGCGGUCCGGCCACCAGCGGAGUGGUUGGAGCCAAGAUGCCGCGGUUCUGUCUGUUUGGUGAUACCAUCAACACCGCCAGCCGAAUGGAGAGCACUGGCCGCCCCGGUGCCAUCCACGUGUCGUGUGCCACUCGGCGGCUGCUGGCACCCGAGGAGGACGAGGAGCUGUGGGCGCCCACCGGGGGGGUGGAGGUCAAGGGGAAGGGAAGGAUGGAAACGUUCAUUUGGUCGCCCCACUCAGCUGCAGCCCAGAGGCAGCGAGGUCGCCGCCGCCGAGCCGCGAUGCUCCUGGGCACCCUGAGCUCCUUCUCGCUUACCACAAGAACCCCAAUGCCAUCACCACCACCACCAUAA
This is a messenger RNA of Volvox carteri f. nagariensis, 453 nucleotides long. RefSeq lists its product as uncharacterized. Gene Ontology annotation, molecular function: peptide receptor activity; guanylate cyclase activity. The record is from RefSeq and is a predicted model, not a curated record. Gene Ontology annotation, biological process: intracellular signal transduction; receptor guanylyl cyclase signaling pathway; cGMP biosynthetic process. The coding region runs from base 1 to 453 and encodes 150 amino acids. Lineage: Eukaryota; Viridiplantae; Chlorophyta; Chlorophyceae; Chlamydomonadales; Volvocaceae. The transcript is spliced from 5 exons.